Molecule: messenger RNA, 200 nt
Organism: Funneliformis geosporum
Lineage: Eukaryota; Fungi; Glomeromycota; Glomeromycetes; Glomerales; Glomeraceae
Source: the annotation of a GenBank genome assembly
AAACUUUGGAAUCAAAUUUAGAAGAUUUAGAAAUAAAUCGACAGAAAGCAAAGGAAAAUGUUACAAAAGCGCAGGAAAAUCAAAAGAGACGGCAUGAUUCAAAAAUAAAGAAACCUGAAGAUUAUCAAAUAAGAGACAAAGUCCUAUUAUAUGAAGCUGCAAAAGAAAAGACUUGGACUGGAAAAUUAGAAGAUAAAUAG